AUGACGGCUGCUCAGAAGUGCAGUUUCUUCCCGCAGGACCCAUACUACAUCCCUGGCUAUGGGGGCUUUUACCCUCAGGUCCGCUACCAGCUUGGGAAAACGUACGGCAGGACCACUUGUGAAAUGCUGACUGACCCCGGGGUUCACAAGAGCCCCUGCUCGGUGCUCGCGCCCCUGACCAGGCCGAAGUUCAUCGAGGACUACAGCCGGCGCAACUUGCCUGAGCACGAGAUGGUGAUGGAUCAGUACCAGAAAUAUGUCCCUGGAUACACAGGCUUUGCUCCCUACUAUGGUUGCUUCCCCAUUCUAGGCAAAGAACUCUGGCCCCCCGUGCCAAGAGCUGACCCCCUGCCGGACCCCCAGAUGUGGAAGGAUGCCAGUUCCGCCCAACUGAAGGGCCAGAGACAAGGCACGCCCUGCCACCCAGGCAUCCGGCUGGCGUGCGGGCCUGGAUGGAGGCAGUUUGCAGCCACAGCUGGGCCACAGCUGGCGGCGAUGCAAGGGGAGCGGAAGAUGCUGUGCCACCCGGACGUUGCCCUGGUGUGCGGGCAAGAGGAGGGCCGGGGGCCUUGCAAACCCGGCAUGUCCUUAAUGUGCGGCCAGGGCUGGAGGGGCAUCCCGUGCCGCCCAGGGACCGAGCAGCCAACCCAGAUCGAGGCCAUGCCGCUCCCGCCAGCGACAGAGACGGUAGAUGUGAAGCGGUUUGGCCGGAUCCCCCGACUGGACAUGCCCAACCUCAUCCAGCGAAAAGCCAUCUCAGGGUACACGGGGUUCAUUCCACGCUUCACCUGGAUUAUGGGUGUCAACUACCUGAAGGGAGUAAAAGAAGCCAUGAAUGAAUUUGACCAUAACCAGGAGAGGCUGAGAAGCCCGCUCUACAGCUUUGGCAAGCGGCUGCCGCGCACGUACUGGCCCAACACCCAGAUUUACACCAGCAGCGGACUCAUGCCCUUCUACACGGGGUUCGUGCCAACUAUCCGGCACAAGUACGCGCUCACUUUUGGGAACAGCACCCGGGAAGCAUUUUACGAUGAGUUACAGAGGAGACAACAUGCAGGAUGA
Molecule: messenger RNA, 1062 nt
Organism: Varanus komodoensis (Komodo dragon)
Lineage: Eukaryota; Metazoa; Chordata; Lepidosauria; Squamata; Varanidae
Gene: CIMIP2A
Product: family with sequence similarity 166 member A
Exons: 7
Coding region: 1-1062 (353 amino acids)
Source: RefSeq, a predicted model, not a curated record